Molecule: messenger RNA, 2352 nt
Organism: Pelagomonas calceolata
Lineage: Eukaryota; Pelagophyceae; Pelagomonadales; Pelagomonadaceae
Source: the annotation of a GenBank genome assembly
GGGGAGCUUAUGGGGACUAGGGACUAACCCCCUCGUCGCAAAUCGCCCGGAGAGCGUCAAGUGCAGCGACAUUGCGCGCGACGUGAGCAGCCGCAAGCAGGCAUACACGGUGCAGGCAUCGCGGACGCAGCGAACGGCUGAACGCUUGUGCAGCCUGCACGCCACAAGCGCCAAGCAUCACCCAUGGACCGCCAACAAAAGCGCGCGCGCCUCGACCUGGGGACGAACGUCGCUGCAACAAGCGCGGCCCACGGCCCUUUGUUAGCGCCCGGCUUCUCGGAUCUCAUCCAGCCGGGCUGCAAUCCAUUUAAUGGCAAGCCGUACAGUAGGCGCUACCACGACAUUUUGAGGGGAAGAAAAGAGUUACCCGUCUAUGGUUUCUUGGAGAGACUGCUCGACGCCGUGAAGAACAACCAGACCGUGGUGGUCGAGGGCGAGACGGGUUCUGGGAAAACAACACAAAUUCCUCAAUUUCUAGUGAAAGAUUAUGCCCGAAGAGGUUCUAAAUGUGUCGCUUGUACCCAACCGAGACGCGUGGCGGCCAUGUCCAUCGCGCAGCGCGUGGCGGACGAGAUGGACGUCCAGUUAGGGGAAGAAGUGGGCUACUCGAUCCGGUUUGAAGAUACGACGGGGCCCAACACUUUACUAAAGUUCAUGACCGACGGCAUGCUGCUGCGGGAGGCCAUGUCCGACCCGUUUUUAGAAAGGAUGUCCGUCAUUGUGUUAGAUGAGGCGCACGAGAGGACGCUGUCCACCGAUGUAUUGAUGGGCCUUCUGAAGGAACUCCUCCAACAGCGGAAAGACCUGAAGUGCGUCGUCAUGUCCGCGACGCUAGAUGCGGAGAAGUUCCAGACCUACUUCGAGGGGGCUCCAUUACUAAGGGUACCGGGCCGAACGUUCCCCGUGGAAAUCUUCUACACGCCGGAGCCCGAGCGGGACUACGUCGAAGCCGCCGUACGGACAGCCGCCCAGAUCCACGCCUGCGAAAGUGCCGGAGAUAUUUUGGUUUUCCUCACUGGCGAGAUCGAGAUCGAGGACGUCUGCCAAAGGCUAAGGAAUGAAGCGCAGAAGUGCGGGCCGGAAAGGGGCGAGCUCGUCGUCUAUCCCUUGUACUCGUCGUUGCCACCUCGCCAGCAGAAGAGGAUUUUUGAUAAGGCGCCCGGGCCUCGCGUCGCGGGCGGGAUGCCGGGCCGCAAGGUUGUCGUGUCCACGAACAUCGCCGAGACGUCGUUGACGAUCGACGGCAUCGUGUAUGUCGUGGACCCGGGCUUCUCGAAGCAAAAGGUCUACAAUCCUCGGAUCAGGGUCGAAUCGUUACUUGUCUCGCCGAUCUCGCGCGCCUCGGCGAAGCAACGGGCGGGUCGUGCUGGUAGAACGCGACCGGGGAAAUGUUUUAGACUGUACACGGAAGCUUCUUUCAAGUCGGAGUUGCAGGAGCAGACCUACCCGGAGAUUCUCCGGUCCAAGAUGAGCAACGUGGUACUCACCCUAAAAAAAUUAGGUAUUGACGACCUCGUGCACUUCGACUUCAUGGACCCGCCGGCGCCCGAGACGCUCAUGCGCGCUUUGGAGCUGUUGAACUACCUCGGCGCUUUGGAUGAUGACGGCGCGCUCACCGAUUUAGGAAGACAAAUGGCCGAACUGCCCCUAGAUCCUCAAUUGGCCAAAUUGCUAUUGGCAUCGCCGGAGUACAAGUGCUCGAACGAGGCUCUAUCAGUAGUAGCUUGUAUGAGUGUCCCGCAGAUCUUCCAGCGACCUAGGCAGAAGCAACGCGAGGCCGACGACGCGAAAAACCAGUUCGCGCAUCGCGACGGGGACCAUCCCACGUUGUUGAAUGCGUAUCAUGCGUAUAAACAUCAUCAUUCGGAUCCGGCUUGGUGUUCCGAGAACUUUCUGUCUUCGCGGUCACUGGCCUCGGCCGAUAGCGUAAGGCAGCAACUCCAACGUAUCAUGGAACGGCUGAACAUCCCGCUCGUCAGUACGCCCUUCGACGAUCCCGACUACUACGUGAAUCUGCGGAAGUGCAUACUGGCCGGCAAUUUCUUACAGGUCGCUCACCUGGAGCGGGGCGGGUCCUACCUCACGGUCAAAGACAAUCAAGUGGUUGCGUUGCAUCCUUCGACCGUGCUGGACUCGAAACCCCCUUGGGUCUGCUACGAGGAGUUCGUGCUCACGUCGCGCAAUUUCGUCCGCACGUGCACCGCGGUCGAAUGCCGGUGGCUCUGCGAGAUCGCGCCGCACUACUAUGAUUUACAAAACUUCCCGAAGGGCGAGGCGAAGGUUGCCUUAGAAAGGUGCUACCGGCAGAUCAUGGCCGAGCGGGCCAAGGAGUAAGUUUGCUCUCUACCUAGG